UGGGGUGUGGGGUUAUGAGUGCCUAGUUUUCCAUACCAGGGUAAAUCCGAGCUCCACCUCGUUUCCCAAAUCCUUAUGCGAACUUUUAUAAAAUUCCGUAUAUUUCCCGUUUUAUGUCAUGGGGGCGCUGCUGACUGUCCAUAUAAUCGCCGCUCUACUAACGCACAAUGCGCAUGCGCGAGAUGAGCCUUUAAAGCCGGUAUGCUGCGUGAUGCUGAUGCUGCGGUCAGUGUUUGGUCACUGAGACCAACAGCACGUUAUCCAGAGCGUUAAAGACUCCGAUCUCACUGCAUCUCUGUUCUUUGUCACUUAUUAAUAGUCUGCUUGAAGCCGAAAGUGUUUACAGUACACAGGUGGAGAGUUUGAUUAAAUUAGGCUUUUAGACUGGAUUUAUUUUUCAAAUAGUCAUGUCUGAGAUGUGCGACUGAUCUCUACACCGCAUCAAGUUUUCCUCCGAGCUUGAACUUUUCAGGACCUUCACCUUUUCCUUACUUGGUCAGGUUCGACAUGGUGGACGCGGCGGAAUGCGGAGUCAAAGUGAUGUGCCGAUUCAGGCCACUGAACGAGUCGGAAAUCAACAGAGGAGACAAAUACAUCCCAAAAUUUAAGGGCGAGGACACUGUCGUUAUUUCGGGUAAGCCUUACGUGUUUGAUCGAGUUCUUCCUCCAAACACAAACCAAGAGCUGGUCUACGAUGCCUGUGCUAAGCAGAUCGUUAAAGACGUUCUCAAUGGAUACAACGGAACCAUUUUUGCCUAUGGCCAGACUUCAUCUGGCAAGACCCACACCAUGGAGGGGAACCUUCAUGACUCGGCGCGUAAAGGCAUCAUUCCUCGCAUCUCUCAGGACAUCUUCGACCACAUUUACUCCAUGGAUGAGGACCUUGAGUUUCAUAUCAAGGUAUCUUACUUUGAGAUUUACUUGGACAAAAUCAGAGAUCUGUUGGAUGUUUCUAAGACCAACCUGGCUGUGCAUGAAGACAAAAACAGGGUACCGUAUGUCAAGGGCUGUACGGAGCGCUUCGUGUCCAGCCCGGAGGAGGUGAUGGACGUUAUCGAUGAAGGCAAAGCCAAUCGUCAUGUCGCUGUCACAAAUAUGAAUGAGCACAGCUCACGCAGCCACAGCAUCUUCCUGAUUAACAUCAAGCAGGAGAACAUGGAGACUGAGAAGAAGCUGAGUGGGAAGCUCUAUCUGGUGGAUCUGGCUGGAAGUGAAAAGGUCAGUAAAACAGGAGCAGAAGGAGCCGUCUUGGAUGAAGCUAAAAAUAUCAAUAAAUCUCUCUCAGCUCUAGGCAACGUCAUCUCAGCACUGGCUGAAGGCACUAAGACGCACGUGCCGUACAGAGACAGUAAGAUGACGCGAAUCCUGCAGGACUCUCUCGGUGGAAACUGCAGGACCACCAUCAUCAUCUGCUGCUCGCCGUCUGUCUUCAACGAGGCCGAGACCAAAUCUACUCUUAUGUUUGGCCAGAGAGCCAAGACCAUCAAGAACACGGUGUCUGUCAACAUGGAGCUGACAGCCGAGGAGUGGAAGAAGAAGUACGAGAAGGAGAAGGAGAAGAACAGAGGUCUGAAGGUCAUCAUCCAACGGCUGGAAAAUGAGCUGAAGCGAUGGAGGAGAGGUGAAGCAGUUCCGGUUGAAGAGCAGCAGAAAAGUAAAGAAAUGAAGAACUCAGAAGCCACACCCACGAUCGAAAGUCUAGCUCCGCCUCCUCAACCUCUCCAUGAUACAGAGAAAACCCAGUAUGAAGAGCUGAUCAAUGAGCUCUACCAGCAGCUCGAUGACAAGGACGAUGAGAUCAAUCAGCAAAGUCAGCUGGCAGAGUCACUGAAACAGCAGAUGGUGGAUCAGGAUGAGCUGUUAGCGUCGACGCGGCACGACUGUGAGAAGCUCCAGGAGGAGUUGAUGCGUCUGCAUCGUGAGCACGAGGCAGCCAAAGAGGAGGUGAAGGAGGUGCUGCAAGCGCUGGAAGAACUUGCUGUCAACUACGACCAGAAGAGCCACGAGCUGGAGGAGAAAGGAAGGAGUAACAUCCAGCUCAGCGAUGAGUUAAUACAGAAGAGUACACUUCUAUCCAGCGUAGAGAGGGAUCUGGCCACGCUGCAAGACGUGAGUGGACACCAUAAAAAGAGAUCAGCAGAGAUCCUGAGCAUGCUGCUGCGAGACAUCGGUGAGAUCGGCAACGUCAUCGGCACCAGCGACCUUAAGACGUCAGCGGAAGGUCCCGGAGCGAUGGAAGAAGAGUUUACCAUGGCGCGCCUCUACAUCAGCAAGAUGAAGUCAGAGGUGAAGUCGCUGGUGAACCGCAGCAAACAGCUGGAAGGAGCUCAGGCCGAAACGACACGAAAGAUUCAGGCCAACGAGAAAGAGCUCGCAUCCUGCCAACUCCUCAUCUCACAGCUUCAGGCCAAGAUUAAGUCCCUGACCGACUACAUGCAAAACAUGGAGCAGAAGAAGAGACAGCUGGAGGAGAGCCAGGACUCACUGAUGGAAGAGCUGGCGAAACUCCACGCUCAGGAAAAUAUGCAUGAGGUGUCUGUGAUGGACAAGGAGAAGGAGCACAUGAGCCAGAUGAAGGAUGCUGAAGAGAUGAAGACGGCAUUGCAGGAGCAGAUGGAGAGUCACCGCGAGGCCCAUCAGAAGCAGCUCUCACGCCUCCGAGACGAGAUUGAUGAGAGGCAGAAGAUUCUGGAUGAGCUGAAAGAUAUGAAUCAGUCUCUUCAGCUGGAGCAGAAAAAGCUCAUGUCUGACUAUGACAAGUUACGACAUGAGGAACAAGAGAAGGAUGAGAAGCUUCAGAAGCUAAUUUUGUUAAAUGAAAAACGGGAACUGGUCAAGGAGGAUCUGAAGGGUCUUGAGGAGACUGUGGUAAGUUCACAGUGCACACGAUCCAACAAUUCCAUGCUAAAUACUUGCUUUUUACCAGCAUUAUUUCUCCUGCUUUCUCAGACAAAGGAACUCCAGAGUCUCCACAAUCUGCGUAAACUCUUCAUCGACGAUCUUAACACACGUGUCAGUACAAAUAUAGAGUUGGACUCGGAGGAGGCAGGAGGCAGCCUGGCUCUGAAACAGAAGAUCAUUUUUCUGGAGAACAAUCUGGAACAACUCACCAAAGUCCACAAACAGUUGGUGCGUGACAAUGCAGAGCUGCGCUGCGAGCUUCCUAAGCUGGAGAAGCGUCUACGAGCCACGGCUGAGCGAGUAAAAUCCCUUGAGUCGUCAUUGAGAGAAGCGAAGGAGAAUGCCAUGAGAGACCGAAAACGCUACCAGCAGGAGGUGGAGAGGAUCAAAGAGGCAGUCAGGGCCAAAAACCAAGCCAGGAGGAGCCACACAGCACAGAUCGCCAAGCCUAUUCGUGCUGGACACCACGCUGGACAUCACGCAGCAGCCUCUGGCUCACCGAGCCAUUCCAUCAGAGGAGGAGGAGGAGUGCAGAACCAAUUUCGUCAUCACCAUCACCAGACUGGGGCGGCUCAGCAGCAGCAGCAGCAGCAGCAGCACCACCAUCAUCACCACAGCAGCAGCAGCAGCAGCAGCAACAACAGCAGCAAAUAAAGGAUGUCAGGAGAAGAACAGCAACAUGUCCUGGGACCAUUUGGACUUUCAGUCUUGAAUCCACAUGGUCAUGUUUUUGUAGUUCUGGAAAACCGACAAACUGCUGUGAAGCCUCUGAUUACAUUCAGUACCGGAUUUACGUCCUUAUCCUGUGGUGGACUGGUUUUGUUCUCUCUCUCUCUCUCUCUCUCUCUCUCUCUCUCUCUCUCUCUCUCUCUCUCUCUCUCUCUCUCUCUCUCUCUCUCUCUCUCUCUCACUCACUCACUCACACACACACACACACACACACACACACACACACACACACACACACACACACACACGCUCAUUGUGACACUCUGACACAUAAAACUGACUCUCAAACACACGUGAAAACAAGAUGCAAUCUAAUACGUUCGACUGAGCACGAUUAGCGUAACCCUCGCUAGUCCCAAAACCUAGAGGGUUCUUUCCUGCUAGCUACUCGUGUGAUUAGUGUCUCGUAUGACUUAAAUAAAUCAGCUAAAUCCUUAAAGAAAGCACAGGAAGCUAAUCACAUAGGACCUCUGGCUAUAUGUUACACCUCACUGACCUAAUGUUAGAAUGGUUGUUUGCUGCUUAACGUGUUUCUCAGUGUUAAUGCUGCUCUGUGUGUGUGUGUGUGUGUGUGUGUGUGUGUGUGUGUGUGUGUGUGUGUGUGUGUGUGUGUGUGUGUCUGUGUCUGUGUCUGUGUCUGUGUCUGUGUCUGUGUCUGUGUGUUUUAUGGGUAAUACACACAUCAUCAUCAUCUAAACAGACUUGUGUCUCUUGUACAGUUUCUGAAAAAACAAACUGGACUAGAAUUACAAUCGUGUUAUUUUAGUUGUGCCAAACAAUUGACCAAAAAUCCAGAUUGCCAACUGAAACAAUGGAGUCAUGAGAAUCUUUAACACCCUUAAGUGUAACUUGAGGGCUUUUCCUUGGUUCCUAGAACUGGCAGCAGCUCACUAUGUCUUUGGUUUUUAGUUUUUUAUUACCUGGCUAAAGCAUGUAGAGGCACAACAGGGAAUGUAGUCUGCUUUCGAACUCACACUGGUCUGAUUAAACUUUAAAGCAGGAGAUGAUGUCUGUGGUCAUGUGACCCCACGAUCCAGCAGAGAGAGUGAGAGAGUUUGUGUGUGUGUGUGAGAGAGUGUGUGUGUGUGUGUGUGUGUGUGAGAGAGAGAGAGAGAGAGAGAGAGAGAGAGAGUGUGUCGUGUGUGUGUGAGAGAGA
This is a messenger RNA of Tachysurus fulvidraco (yellow catfish), 4786 nucleotides long. RefSeq names its product kinesin family member 5C (gene kif5c). The coding region runs from base 508 to 3555 and encodes 1015 amino acids. The record is from RefSeq and is a predicted model, not a curated record. NCBI's taxonomy places the organism in Eukaryota, Metazoa, Chordata, Actinopteri, Siluriformes, Bagridae. The transcript is spliced from 25 exons. Gene Ontology annotation, molecular function: microtubule motor activity; microtubule binding; ATP binding. Gene Ontology annotation, biological process: microtubule-based movement.